AUGGCCUCGGACGAUGAGGAAGCCAAUGCCAUGGCCCUGGCGAUGGGAUUCUCAACUUUUGGCACAAAACCUUCUGCGAAAAAGAGGAGGUUCAAUCCCUCUACGGAUGCAUUUGUUGAAGGACAAGACCUCGAAAAGCUGGAUCGCGGAGGUAAGAAGGGAAAAGGCACUGGCGGCAAUAUGAUUCCAGUUGGAGUUCGAAAGACAAGGAUACCUUCAUAUGGCGGGGCAGCUUCCAUGCAAGGAGGAAGCAUGGGCAAAGAGUCAAUUGGGAAGACUGUACAAGCAGAAGAUAAUAUGAGGCGACCAAUUCCCAGUGCUCGAAUAUCUCCAGAGAGGUCGCUGUCUGAUACUGAGGAUGCUCCCAACUAUAUGGACACAAGUCGACCUCCUCCAAUCACUCGAAAGUCCCCCGAAAGAUCGGACGAGGAGGAAGAAGACGGACCAAGGUAUAUGGAUACUAGCGAAGCUGCUCCUAUUACACAAAAGUCUGAGCCCAUAAGCAGAGGAGGCUACAUCUCGACGACGCCAUCAAUAAUUGCACCCAGUAUACUGUCGAUGCGAUUACCCCCUCCAAUAAAUCCCCCGCUGGGGCUCAACGAAACUACCUUCCCAAUUCAGCCUUCUCCUCCAGGAGCCAGUGUACUUUCAUCUCACACAACCGCGCACUCGCCCCCACCUGGAAUUUCUCAACCCAUUACUCAAAUGUCACCUCCGCCAGGUUUACCGACCAAGCCUCCUCCAGGACUACCGCCUUCAAACUUCCGAGGUACUUCUCCAUCCGACAGUAGCCACUCAAAUAAACCUGGGAACAAUAGAGGAGGAGGUUUUCAGAAAGGUGGUCGAAGAGGAUUUAAUGAGAAAUGGUACGAGGGUUAUUAUGACGUUACGUUCAAUCAGAAUCCCUGGGAAGCACUAGAGGUUGGGAAGGGACUGAGUAGCGUGGGUUCUUGGUUACCAGGAUCCAACCAACAGAAAGGCCGUAUCUGA
Messenger RNA from Hymenoscyphus albidus, 990 nucleotides. Lineage: Eukaryota; Fungi; Ascomycota; Leotiomycetes; Helotiales; Helotiaceae. The record is from the annotation of a GenBank genome assembly.